ACGUGUCAGACAAGUCCAACCAUCUCCUAAUCGUACACCAUUCCUUAUCGUUGUCCGCGCGACAUCAUUGGCUCACCACCGUUGAUUGUCCAGGCCACCCAACUCUUACACUGAUCCGCAGUCUAAUCAUACCAAUAGCGUAACCAACCCACUUAGUGUUACUGACUGUAAAUACUCUCAAAUUCAAGCCCAGAACUAUAACACGUCAUACUUUUGUUGUAUCCUAUCACCGGUAGGUGACAUUAAGCUUAGUUUCACCUUCGUCCUCUUCCGUCCCGCUGAAGCCAAGCUCGGUGCAAAGUUAAGCGAGUGUUGUUUAAGAGCGGAGGUUCAGAUCUCGUCUCUCGUUUUAGUUAUCUAUAUUAGAGAAGAGACAGUGAUCCUCGAGAGAAGAGAUCUCGAUGGUGGUGCCGGGACAGCAACGUGCGGCGCCGGGGCAUCGAAGGGUGGCGCCGGCGCCGGCGCUGGCGCCGGCGCCGGAGAGAGUGCCUCUGCGGAGGUUGAUGAGAGCGGCUGCGGUGGCUUGCGGGGUGCAAUUCGGGUGGGCGCUGCAGCUCUCGUUGUUGACGCCGUAUGUGCAGGAGCUGGGGAUCGCGCACGCGUGGGCGAGUCUUGUGUGGCUUUGUGGCCCGUUGUCUGGCCUUCUCGUCCAGCCCCUAGCUGGCCAUAUGAGCGAUCGGUGCCGCAGUGGCUUUGGGCGACGCCGCCCUUUCAUCGCAGCUGGUGCAGCUACUAUUGCUUUAGCUGUUAUUCUCAUCGGAUACUCGGCGGACAUUGGUGAUAUCCUUGGUGACCCGCGGGGACCAGUCCACCGUCCCCGUGCUGUUGUUGUGUUCGUGAUCGGCUUCUGGCUUCUAGAUGUUGGGAAUAACGCUACCCAGGGACCAUGCCGGGCCCUCCUUGCCGAUCUCUCUGGGAAGGACCAUAGACGAACACGGAUAGCUAAUGCUUAUUUUUCUCUCUUCAUGGCACUGGGUAAUAUACUUGGCUUUGCUACUGGAUCCUACAGUGGCUGGUAUACCAUUUUACCAUUUACUCUCACAUCAGCAUGCAGUGUGAACUGUGCCAAUCUGAAGUCUGCUUUCAUACUUGACAUUGUUCUUCUUGCAUUGACUACUUAUAUUAGCAUAUCAUCUAUCCAAGAAAUCCCUCUUUCUGACAUGGGAGCUGAACAUUCGGUUGAAGAAGUGCAACAGGAAGCUUUCCUUUGGGAACUUAUAGGAUCUUUUAGAUACCUGACACCCCCGAUUUGGAUUGUUCUCAUUGUGGUUUCACUAACUUGGGUUGGAUGGUUUCCCUUUUUUCUGUUUGACACUGAUUGGAUGGGCCGAGAGAUCUACAAAGGAAAGCCAAAUGAAGGGCAUGCUUAUCAUUCAGGAGUGAGAAUGGGAUCUUUGGGACUAAUGUUAAAUUCUGUUGUCCUUGGGGUGACUUCAGUGAUAUUGGAAAGGCUCUGUAGGAAAUGGGGAGCUGGCCUUGUCUGGGGAAUUUCUGGCAUUCUCAUGUCUAUAUGCUUUGGGGCAAUGCUCAUAAUAUCAUACGUGGCGGAAACUACCGAGUAUCCUAGCAGUGGCAUUCCACCAAUUGGCAUUAUUGUUGCUGCACUAAUUGUUUUUGCUGUUCUAGGAGCCCCUUUGGCUAUUACGUAUAGUAUUCCAUAUGCAAUGAUUUCUACUCGCACAGAACCGUUACGUCUUGGGCAAGGAUUGGCAAUGGGUAUUCUGAAUUUAGCAAUCGUGGUGCCACAGGUAAUUGUAUCCCUAGGAAGUGGACCAUGGGAUCAGUUAUUUGGUGGGGGAAAUUCACCAGCCUUUGCUGUGGCUGCAGUUGCUGCAUUUUGCAGUGGGCUUAUGGCCAUUAUUGCUCUUCCUCGUUCAAGUAUUACAAGAGCUAGAACACACAAGUGAGGCGUUUUUAUCUGGGGGAGUGAGUGGACGAGGGAUAAGUUUGCGAGCGGGGAAAAUUAAUCUACCUUGCCUGUGAUCUCUGUGCAACAUUUUGCGAUUAGCCCGGGAAUAUUGAUUCUCUUCCUUAAUCUUAUAUUGUGAAAAGUAGGAGUUACGAAGAAGGUAUAAUCGUGAUUGUGUAUACUUCCAACAAAAUUGUUUUUAUUUAUGGUGCUACUUAACAGUUAUAACAGGGUAUAAUUCGUCAAAGUUGUUGAAAAUUAGCCUUUUUAUUUGAUAUCAUUGAAGUGGUUCACUGUUGAAUCCACACCACAAUCAAUUAAUUGACUAAUUGGAUAAACAUGAAAAUUGGAUUUCUGCUAUUUAUAAUCAUCUGUUCAAUUCAUUAUGAAUAUUUUAAAUUAUACAUGAUUAAGCACUUAUGACCUCUGAGUAAACUAUGAUAUAUCAUUUUUUGUGAUAUCCAUGAGUGGUUCUAGAAGUUGAAAUUUAAGUAAUUUCGACGGAUCUUGAGAGUGAAACCUCAGCUUAUGCUCAUCAAUCUUGUGUGAUAUGGGAUGCUGCCUUGCUUUUGUUCUUCUUAGAAGCCAUCUUUAUUUGUUCUUCUUUUCUUGAUGGAUUACACGCAAUGCUUACAUACUAAGUGUAUGUCCAACCAACCUUUCAAAUACUGGGUUAUAAUCCAUGUGAAUAGAAACUUAUUGUAGAUAGAUUCGACUUAGUUGGCAUCAUAACGGAUUGAUUAUCAAUCACUGUUUGGUUAAUUUAUUCGAUUCGAUUUCUAUCUGCCCGGAAUAAAAUCAUCAACCAAUUAUGCUCUGUGAUGGAUUUUUAACAGAGAGCUCAGUGGCCAGCAGGAAAAAAAAAGGAUAUGCUGAUUAGUAGUGUAGCUCUUUGGAAUUCAGGCAGGCAUGCAGUUGCAGGCAGUACUACUACACUGUAUUUUAUAUAUAAUAUAUAUAUAUAUUUAUACAUGUUU
Messenger RNA from Dioscorea cayenensis subsp. rotundata (Guinea yam), 2886 nucleotides. RefSeq names its product sucrose transport protein SUT2. Gene Ontology annotation, molecular function: sucrose:proton symporter activity. The record is from RefSeq and is a predicted model, not a curated record. The transcript is spliced from 7 exons. Lineage: Eukaryota; Viridiplantae; Streptophyta; Magnoliopsida; Dioscoreales; Dioscoreaceae. Gene Ontology annotation, cellular component: vacuole; plasma membrane. Gene Ontology annotation, biological process: sucrose transport. Bases 402 to 1907 code for a protein of 501 amino acids.